AUGAGAAGGGAGAAGAAAGAGAUGGAGGGGCUCCAGCACCAUCGCGCUGGAUCCUGCUCGUAUCUAAACGAUGUGAAUGAGAAGAGCGUGAAGGACAACAACAAUCACAAAAUGACGGUUGCAAGGAGCACCACUACUUCAUCAACUUUGUAUUCCUACGAGCCACCACCAAUUGAUGGCAAGAAUAUGGCGGUGAACAAGUCAAAGAGCUCGUGGUGGUGCAAUGAGGCUGAAAGAAAGAGACAGCGUAGAGUGGCUAAAUACAAGCUUUACGCAACGGAAGGCAAAAUCAAACAUUCUUUCAAAAAAGGGUUUCGCUGGUUCAAGAUCAAAUGCAUCAACAUCGCACGCAGUCUCUAG
Sphenostylis stenocarpa is the source of this 360-nucleotide messenger RNA. The record is from the annotation of a GenBank genome assembly. Lineage: Eukaryota; Viridiplantae; Streptophyta; Magnoliopsida; Fabales; Fabaceae.